Besnoitia besnoiti is the source of this 756-nucleotide messenger RNA. RefSeq names its product putative 50S ribosomal protein L17. Gene Ontology annotation, molecular function: structural constituent of ribosome. Gene Ontology annotation, cellular component: large ribosomal subunit; ribosome. The transcript has 6 exons. The record is from RefSeq and is a predicted model, not a curated record. Bases 1 to 756 code for a protein of 251 amino acids. Lineage: Eukaryota; Apicomplexa; Conoidasida; Eucoccidiorida; Sarcocystidae. Gene Ontology annotation, biological process: translation.
AUGGGCUGGAGCAAAGUCGUCGCCUUCCUCAACAAAGGCGUCCAGCGCCGGCCUCACCGCCGCCUGCCAGGGCAGCCUCACCACCAGUGGAAUAUGCUCAAGACGCAGUUGGACCAGCUCGUUCGCUCCGACCGCCUCGAGUUGACGUUACCGCGCGCGCAGGAACUCCAGCAGUACGCGGAGGAAUUGAUUCACUUCGCGAAGCAGAACACUCCAGAGUCUUCGCUGAUCGUCGAGAGCAUGAUCUUCACACCCGCGGCACGCAGGAAGCUCUACCACGAGCUCUGCCCACUCUACGCCCACCGGCCGUUCUUCUACACGCGCGUAGUCAACCAGCACCGCCUGCGCAUGCGCGACGCCGCGCCGAUGGCCUACCUCGAAUUCGUGGAUAGACCCGGCGAAAUCCGCCCUGCGCGCCCAGUGGGCAUCGAGAGGAAGGAGUGCAUUCUGGAGGAGAUGCAGAGCUCGCGCCGCGCCCGACGCCAAUGGUGGAAUCACGCGCGGAAGCUCGGUUUGGUCGACGCGGAGACGGGCGAACUCGUUUCUGAUCUUCGUGAACUUCGAAGACGUCCUUCGCCAGCAGAGUGGGAAGCUUCGGAUAGCGAAGGCGAGGAAGCGCAGCCAGCCGAGCGCGAAUCCUCCUACAAGAUGGUUUCUGCACCCAAGCGUGCGCUGGAGCCUUUCUACGUCGACUUGCCGCCGCCCAUGGAAAGAUACAGGAAGCCGCGCUACGUGUUUAAGCGAUUCCGCCCGUGA